Molecule: messenger RNA, 446 nt
Organism: Somion occarium
Lineage: Eukaryota; Fungi; Basidiomycota; Agaricomycetes; Polyporales; Cerrenaceae
Source: the annotation of a GenBank genome assembly
AGAGGCACAACGCAAGGUGAAGCUGCUGAUUUCUGCCAUUAUGAAAGUAAGCAAGUCUGGGCAUGCGAUACAACGCAAGCUAGGGGUGAUCGGUGCUAUUCAUACAUGCGUGCAGGACAAGGCUGAGGAAACAGAGAAUGCAGCUCCUGACAACAAACCAACGGUAACCCUUCGCCCGUCGAAAGGUCCUUCCGAGAGAAACGGAGGGGUGUUGAAACUGCGCAGAACGAGAGGAACAAGGGCCGAAGCACAUACUCUGAAUGAAUAGUGUAUUGCCAAAAGCCUGUGUGAAACGGAAGCGGUUUGUGAGCGGGCAGUGCAUUCGAUGCGGAACUUCGUGCUCCUCGCACUCGGGCCAGCACCCAAGACAAUGAAUGUCUAGAAUGUGGAGAGAUCGUGGCAAGAGAACAACAGUAGAGCUGGCUAGAUGAAUGGUGGAAGGGGAC